This is a messenger RNA of Scheffersomyces coipomensis, 2716 nucleotides long. It is a transcript of the gene ACO1, whose product is annotated as aconitate hydratase. Gene Ontology annotation, biological process: tricarboxylic acid cycle. The transcript has a single exon. NCBI's taxonomy places the organism in Eukaryota, Fungi, Ascomycota, Pichiomycetes, Serinales, Debaryomycetaceae. Bases 123 to 2474 code for a protein of 783 amino acids. Gene Ontology annotation, molecular function: aconitate hydratase activity; 4 iron, 4 sulfur cluster binding. The record is from RefSeq and is a predicted model, not a curated record. Gene Ontology annotation, cellular component: cytosol; mitochondrion.
CAACUUUGCUGACUUUUUUUUAAAAAUUUCUUCAAAUUCUUCUUGCUAAAUUUUUUUUUUAAUUUGAUUUGAUUUGAUUUGAUCUGUUUUCAAUUAUCAAUUCAAUCAUUAGAUUCUCGAAUAUGUUAUCUGCAUCAUCAAGAUCUACUGUUGCAAGAAUCCCACGUUCAAUUCGUGGUUUAGCAACUGCUGCUUUAACCAAAGAUUCUCAAGUUAAUCAAAAUUUAUUAGAAACUCAUUCUUUUAUCAAUUAUAAAAAACAUCUUGAAAAUGUCGGCAUUGUUAAAUCAAGAUUAAAUAGACCUUUAACUUAUGCUGAAAAAUUAUUAUAUGGUCAUUUAGAUGAUCCUCAUGGUCAAGAUAUUGAAAGAGGGGUUUCUUAUUUAAAAUUAAGACCUGAUAGAGUUGCUUGUCAAGAUGCUACUGCUCAAAUGGCUAUUUUACAAUUCAUGUCUGCUGGUAUUCCAGAAGUUCAAACUCCUUCUACUGUUCAUUGUGAUCAUUUAAUUCAAGCUCAAAUUGGUGGUAAAAAAGAUUUAGCAAGAGCAAUUGAUUUAAAUAAAGAAGUUUAUGAUUUCUUAGCUUCUGCUUGUGCUAAAUAUAAUUUAGGUUUCUGGAAACCAGGUUCAGGUAUUAUUCAUCAAAUUGUUUUGGAAAAUUAUGCUUUCCCAGGGGCUCUUUUAAUUGGUACUGAUUCUCAUACUCCAAAUGCUGGUGGUUUAGGUCAAUUAGCCAUUGGAGUUGGUGGUGCUGAUGCUGUUGAUGUUAUGGCUGGUUUACCAUGGGAAUUAAAAGCUCCAAAAAUCAUUGGGGUUAAAUUAACCGGUAAAAUGUCAGGUUGGACUUCUCCAAAAGAUAUUAUUUUGAAAUUAGCUGGUAUUACUACUGUUAAAGGUGGUACUGGUGCCAUUGUAGAAUAUUUCGGUCCAGGGGUUGAAACUUUCUCUUGUACUGGUAUGGGUACUAUUUGUAAUAUGGGUGCUGAAAUUGGUGCUACUACUUCUGUUUUCCCAUUCAAUAAUUCUAUGGUUGAUUAUUUAAAUGCUACUGGUAGAUCUCAAAUUGGUGCUUUUGCUAAUGUUUAUAAACAAGAUUUCUUAUCUGCUGAUGAAGGUGCUGAAUAUGAUCAAGUUAUUGAAAUUGAUUUAAAUACUUUAGAACCUCAUAUUAAUGGUCCUUUCACUCCAGAUUUAGCUACUCCAGUUUCUAAAAUGAAAGAAACUGCCAUUGCUAAUGGUUGGCCAUUAGAAGUUAAAGUUGGUUUAAUUGGUUCAUGUACCAACUCUUCUUAUGAAGAUAUGACUAGAGCUGCUUCUAUUAUUAAAGAUGCUGGUGAACAUGGUUUAAAAGCUAAAUCAAUUUAUACUGUUUCUCCAGGUUCUGAACAAGUUAGAGCUACUAUUGAAAGAGAUGGUCAAUUAAAGACUUUUGAAGAUUUCGGUGGUAUUGUUAUGGCUAAUGCUUGUGGUCCAUGUAUUGGUCAAUGGGAUAGACAAGAUAUUAAAAAAGGUGAUAAAAACACUAUUGUCUCUUCUUUCAAUAGAAAUUUCACUUCCAGAAAUGAUGGUAAUCCAGCUACUCAUGCUUUUGUUGCUUCUCCAGAAAUGACCACUGCUUAUGCUAUUGCUGGUACUUUAGCCUUUAACCCUCUUACUGAUACUUUAAAAGAUGUUAAUGGUAAAGAAUUCAAAUUAAAAGAACCAGUAGGUGUUGGUUUACCACCAAAUGGUUAUGAUGCCGGUGAAAACACUUAUCAAGCUCCACCAGAAGAAAAAGCUUCUGUUGAAGUUGUUAUUGCUCCAACUUCUGAUAGAUUACAAAAAUUAACUCCAUUUAAACCUUGGAAUGGUAAAGAUGCUGAAAGAUUACCAAUUUUAAUUAAAGCUUUAGGUAAAACCACUACUGAUCAUAUUUCAAUGGCUGGUCCUUGGUUAAAAUACCGUGGUCAUUUAGAAAAUAUUUCUAAUAAUUAUAUGAUUGGUGCUAUUAAUAUUGAAAAUGGUGAAGCCAAUAAUGUUAGAAAUCAUUAUACUGGUAAAUAUGAUGGUGUUCCACAAACUGCUGCUGCUUACAGAGAUUCUGGUAAAACUUGGGUUGUUAUUGGUGAUGAAAAUUUCGGUGAAGGUUCAUCAAGAGAACAUGCUGCUUUAGAACCAAGAUUCUUAGGUGGUUUUGCUAUUAUUACUAAAUCUUUUGCUCGUAUUCAUGAAACUAAUUUAAAGAAACAAGGUUUAUUACCAUUAAAUUUCGUUAAUGUUGCUGAUUAUGAUAAAAUUAAUUUCGAUGAUGAAGUUGAUUUAUUAGGUUUAACUACUUUAGCUCCAGGUAAAAACAUUACUUUAAGAGUUCAUCCAAAGAAUGGUGAAGCUUGGGAAACUGAAUUAUCUCAUACUUAUAACAUUGAACAAAUUGAAUGGUUCAAAUAUGGUUCCGCUUUAAACAAGAUGGCUGCCGUUGCUGCUGAAAGUAAGUAAGUUACUUAAUCCCUUCCUAACACAUUAAAAUCAUAAGUCAUUCAUUCCCCCAUCCUCAUAAAGUAUUAAUGUAAUUUGAAUAUUUUUCAUUAAUGUUUUUGAUUAACAUUUUUUUUAAAUAGCUUAUUUAUCAUUACUUUUAUUUAAUUUAUUAUUAAAUUUAUUAUAUUAUUAUUAUUAUUAUCAAUUUAUUCCUGUUUUUAAAAAUUUCGAUGCAUUUGUUCAUCACUCGUUACAUUGCA